Cucumis melo (muskmelon) is the source of this 891-nucleotide messenger RNA. RefSeq names its product cyanate hydratase. Gene Ontology annotation, molecular function: cyanate hydratase activity; DNA binding. The transcript has 4 exons. Bases 70 to 567 code for a protein of 165 amino acids. The record is from RefSeq and is a predicted model, not a curated record. Lineage: Eukaryota; Viridiplantae; Streptophyta; Magnoliopsida; Cucurbitales; Cucurbitaceae.
GGCGACAAUCCUCCAUCCAUCCAUCUUCUUUCUUCCGUUACAGAGAGAUAUCGAGAAAGCUCCAUUGAAAUGGAAGAGAGUAGCAGAGCCACCGUAAUCCGCCAGCUGCACAACGCGAAGUGCUCAUCGGGAAAAUCUUACAACCAGAUAGCACAAGAGACUGGCCUCACUAACGUCUAUGUCGCUCAACUUCUCCGCCGGCAAGCCCAGCUUAAGCCUGAUACUGUCCCUAAGUUGAGGUCCGCCUUGCCUCAACUCACCGAUGAUCAUAUUCAACAGAUGAUGCGGCCGCCAAUGAGGUCUUACGAUCCUUGUUUGAUUCAAGAACCCACAGUUUACAGAUUAAACGAAGCAGUUAUGCAUUUUGGCGAGAGUAUUAAGGAAAUUAUUAAUGAGGAGUUUGGCGAUGGAAUUAUGUCAGCCAUAGACUUCUACUGCUCAGUUGACAAGGUCCAGGGUGUUGAUGGGAAGGAUCGUGUCGUGAUUACAUUUGAUGGUAAAUAUUUGCCCUACACUGAGCAGAAGGUAGAGCACAUGGCUUCCAAACAACCGAUGCAGGAAAGCUGAACAAGAUUCUAAAGCUGGAAUCUGUAUUGUAAUUGCUUUACAUCGUUCAUCUGAAAAUCUUGUAUGAUUAAAUGUGAAGCUGCAUGUUUUAGAGUAUGAAAGCCGUGCGUCCAUGUUCCUUUGGCUUCCAAGUGUUUGUAUGUGAUCGAGUCAUGACCAAGUUUGGCCCAAGUAAUUUUCAGGGCUGCUUGUGGUCGGUGAAUAACAUGUCUUUCAGCAUCUUUAUUUACGUUGUUAGCUCCAUAAAUUGAUUGUUUAUCAGGACAUAAGACAUGCAAUUGUCUCUUCUACCAAGUCAAUAAAGUGUCUUUAAUUGUUUAGUAA